Molecule: messenger RNA, 1590 nt
Organism: Knipowitschia caucasica
Lineage: Eukaryota; Metazoa; Chordata; Actinopteri; Gobiiformes; Gobiidae
Source: the annotation of a GenBank genome assembly
AUGACUAAGGAAAGAAGGGAAAAACUAUUGCUGAAGGAAACUAAGAAGGAAUGCCUGAAGGACUUGGCAAAGCUGAGGGCCUCCAACCCCGACCCCCCCAUGGUCACGCAGCUGGACCUUCAGGUCGAGGCGGAGGAAGGGUGCGGGCGGCCCGCCUGUCUUGUUAGGGACGAAAUAUUGGAGGACCUCCGCGCAGAGCUGGAGUGUGUGAAGAGGGAAUUGGCGGAGCUGCGUGGCGCCGGGGAAGAGGCGGGACCCUCAACUCGCCAGAGGAGGAGGCGGGCGCCUCCCAAAUCCCAAACGGUCAUUACUGAGUCAUCUGAUGAGGAAGUUGUGGUGGAGACGGGGUCACAAGGACCGCUCCGCAUUGAGGACGAGGAGGACGAGGAGGACGAGGGGGAAGAGGAGGACCCGUCCAUCCCUCAUUCUGCACAAUUGGAGAAGAUCCAGGAAGAGGAGGAGGAGGAGGAUGAUGAUAAAGAAAUGCAGGAUUUAUCGCACCAGGACCUGGAGGACAUUAGACAAAACAUCUCCCUCAUCGCAGGAGACAAAAGUAUAAAGUUCGGCCAGAAGGGCAGCCGCAUCUCCAGCCAGCACAUCAGGAUCCUCCACCACGAAGUGGCCAAACUGGCCCGGGACUUUAGCCGGCGUGUGACAGCGCACCAGCAGGCCGUCAAGGCCAAAAAGCUGGACCGGCUGAUUUCCCGGGAGGACCUGACGCGCUGCAUUAAGGCGUGCAGGGAUGUCAUCCCCACCCUCCUGGAUGAGGUGGAGGCUGCGCCCAUCGAGGACUGUUUGAGCCGCUUCCGUUUCUUCGGGCACCUGGCGGCCUACCUGGCCUCCAUUUAUGGCCACAGGUCAUGUGUUUACACAAACCUGCUGGCCAGGGAGGUGAGCAAUCACAAAACCACGCAUAAAUAUGGCAUGGCCCAGAUAUACCUCACCCCAGAGGAAUAUGGUUGGUGCACCCGGUGGCUGGGCCUGCUCAACCGGGGGGUGCCGUCCAACCGCUUCUUUUUUUCGAACAACGGCAAGGGGGUCAUGAAAGACCUUAAAAGGUACAUGAUCCGGGCGUGGCAGGAGAUCGGGCUCAAGGGUGAGCCCGAUUUCCUUGACAUCCGGACGGCGGUGUCAACCUUCAACUUCGAGCAAAAUUGCGACAGGGCGACCCGGGAAUCUGUGGCGCAAUUUAUGUGCCACAGUCUGGACACCCAGGAGCGAUUUUACGCACUUUACAAAACCGUGCACAAGGCGAAGGAGAUGCGGCAGUGCUUUAUUGCACUGAGCUGUGGGGAGAAGGCAUGUCUUGUGCCUUCUGAACCGCUGAACUUCCCUGGACCGUCGACCUCCGCCGAGAAUCGUCCCGGACCGUCGACCUCCUUCUCUGGCGGCUCUCGAGCAGCAGCGCUGACCCCAGUGCGCCGGCGGCUACUUGCGGCAGGUGAAGGCGCCAAAAGAACACGCUCCCCGAGCUAUAUCCAGAGAAGUGUUAAGAGGAUUAAAAGUAAAUACUCCCCGGUCAAAAGCCCAAGGGUGGUCUUGAUGGACAUACAAAAGAAAAGAAAGACCCGACAAACCCAAAAGGAUUGA